Messenger RNA from Strongylocentrotus purpuratus (purple sea urchin), 1613 nucleotides. RefSeq lists its product as uncharacterized. NCBI's taxonomy places the organism in Eukaryota, Metazoa, Echinodermata, Echinoidea, Camarodonta, Strongylocentrotidae. The record is from RefSeq and is a predicted model, not a curated record. The transcript has 5 exons. The coding region runs from base 281 to 1372 and encodes 363 amino acids.
UGGUAUUCUACUAUUUUAUAGUUAGUUCCUCUAAACUAAAGUUAGCCCGAGCUUAGUUAAUCAGCACUUAGUCAGGACCUCCAUACUAAGUGUAGAUUAUCUCUUGUUGGUAUUCUGAUAGCAAGGUCUAGCUAACCCUCAGACUAAGUCUAGACUAAAUCUUAAUCCGAGCUUAAUGUUCAACCACAGAUUAUUCACCAUGGUGAUGUAGUCUGCUUCUACUGCGCAUGCUCAGUUGAUCUAUAGCCUAUCGUUGUAUCGUCUGCUCUCAUCUCCCAAGAUGGCUUCACAUACUUCCAAACCAAGAGGUCCAAGGUCCGCUAAUUGGACAGCGGACGAAAAGAAUUGUCUCCUUCAACUAGUUUCAGAAAGAGUGCAUAUCGUGGAAUCCAAGAGGAAUGACUUCGAAACUGUGUCGAGCAAAUCAAGUGCAUGGGAUGACAUUUCCGAAAAAUUUCAUGCCCGAUACGUUCGACAAGGGGGGGCAAAAUCAUGUUUGGAACAGUGGAAAAGGAUGAAGCAAACUGCCAAGACAGAAUGGAGCCAUUAUAGACAGGCUAUAAUGAAAACAGGAGGAGGUCAAGUGGAGGCAAAAAUCUCUCAGAUGACCUCCGUCCUGCGGGACAUCAUCCCAAACGAGUUCAAGCAGAUACACAAUCCUUUUGAUGACGAUGCGUCGGUGACGCAAUACAAUGAUGAAGCAGUGUCUGCCCUAGAGUAUCUUGGAGGAGCCCCGAAACAGGCGAAAGUGAUACAUCUAUCUCAGGAGUUCGAAAUCACCUAUUCUGACGACAACCCUGAGUUCAUCGGACGUCAAGAGACUAAAGAACAACACACUGUCACUCCCUCUCUCCCAAGUCAUCAUCUUAAUGAGACCACUACCAUCUGCAACUCUGCAUCAACAUCAACAAGCAACCAAGCACUUCCUUCCCCAUGGACAAAAUCUAAGAGACAGAGAAGUGAGAGAACACCAACUCCUUCCCCCCAUCCUGAGUCAUCCUUGGAAGAACAACACACUGUCACUCCCUCUCUCCCAAGUCAUCCUCUUAAUGAGACCCUUCCAUCUGGAACUCUGCAUCAACAUCAACAAGCAACCAAGCACUUCCUUCCCCAUGGACAAAAUCUAAGAGACAGAGAAGUGAGAGAACACCAACUCCUUCCCCCCAUCCUGAGUCAUCCUUGGAAGAACAACACACUGUCACUCCCUCUCUCCCAAGUCAUCCUCUUAAUGAGACCCCUUCCAUCUGGAACUCUGCAUCAACAUCAACAAGCAACCAAGCACUUCCUUCCCCAUGGACAAAAUCUAAGAGACAGAGAAGUGAGAGAACACCAUCUCCUUCCCCCCAUCCUAAGUCAUCCUUGGAAGAAGUGAUGAAAGACUUGGCGCUGCAGGAGCACAACACCAAAAUACAACACAUGGAGAAAGAACAUUCUCUCAGAGUAGAAAUCCUCGAACUCGAGAAGAAAGUACUAUUAAAGAAAAUGGACCAACUGAACUGCCAACUUGAAAUAUAGUUGUGUUUGGUUCGUUUGGCAACUGCAUCAUUUGAUCUUUCAUAUAGACAUUAAAGGGGUAAUAAUUCGAGUUCUUGAAGUGUACUUUGUGCAUCUGU